Molecule: messenger RNA, 2574 nt
Organism: Dimorphilus gyrociliatus
Lineage: Eukaryota; Metazoa; Annelida; Polychaeta; Dinophilidae
Source: the annotation of a GenBank genome assembly
CAAAACAAUAUGGCGGAAUUCUUGUGCAUGAUGUUCAAUUUUUGAAAAAUUAAAAUGCGUUGAAGUCUGAAAAUAAUCGGUCGUAAGGAUAUUUAGGACAAUUUAAUAAAUGGAUAAUACCAUGGACUUGAAACCAGAAAAUUUAGGAAAAGCUUAUCCUAGAGUUUCUUGGCCGCCAAGGGUUCCGUUUCAUCAUUCUCCUUACCGACAGCAUGAAAGAAAUACCAAUGGUAGAAAGAGAUCUAUCUAUAGAAAAACUAUUGACUAUAAUGCGGCUAUGAUACUUUACCUGGAGAAUCGGAUCUGGCAAAGAGAUCGCCGCGAUAUUCGUCUUACCCAACCUGAUAAACUUUAUUCACAAAAUCUUACCCCUUGUAUGGAUAUGCUUAAUAAACCAAUGAAUGCAGUUUGCACAAAGUUCAUAAGGCAAUCGACAAAUAAGAGUAAAUGUCCUAUUUUCCGAGUAGUAUGGACACCAGAAGGACGAAGAUUGAUAACUGGUGGUUCUAGUGGAGAGUUUACCUUAUGGAAUGGAUUAACGUUCAACUUUGAAACAAUUCUGCAGGCUCAUGAUUCAGCUGUGCGAGCUAUGAUCUGGAGUCAUAAUGAUCAAUGGAUGGUAACGGCAGAUCACAACGGAUUUAUAAAGUAUUGGCAAAGCAAUAUGAAUAAUAUAAAAGUUUAUCAGGCACAUAAAGAAUCUGUCCGUGGAUUAUCAUUUUGCCCAUCUGAUUCUAAAUUUGCUACUGCUUCUGAUGACGGUACUGUAAGAAUUUAUGACUUUACGAGAUGUUAUGAAGAGAGAAUACUGAGAGGUCAUGGUGCUGAUGUUAAGUGCGUCGACUGGCAUCCUCAAAAGUGUUUAUUAGCCUCUGGAUCAAAAGAUGCCCAACAGCCAAUAAAACUUUGGGAUCCAAGGAAUGGAAGCUCUUUGGCAACAUUACACGCUCAUAAGAAUACAGUCAUGCAAUUGCAAUGGAAUAAUAACGGAAAUUGGCUGUUAACAGCAUCUAAAGAUCAUUUAUUGAAAUUGUAUGAUCUACGAAACAUGAAACAAGAGUUACAAAUUUUCAAAGGGCAUAAAAAAGAAGCAACAGCCUGUUCUUGGAAUCCCAUUCAUGAGAAUCUAUUUGUUAGUGCUGGAUCUGAUGGAUCUAUAUUUUAUUGGGUUGUUGGACAAGAGAGAGAAGUAGGAUCAAUUGCUGAAGCCCAUGAAGGAAUGAUAUGGACUCUUUCAUGGCAUCCUUUGGGUCAUAUUCUCGCUUCAGGGUCUAAUGAUCAUUCUACGAAAUUUUGGUCUAGAAAUCGGCCAGGAGACUUAAUGAGAGACAAAUAUAAUUUAAAUACUUUACCUGUCGGGGUAUCAGAAGAUGCUGAUGAUAUGGAUAAUCUACAAGGUCAAAUUGUACCAGGAUUAGGGCUUGAUCAAAUAACAGUUGAACAAAUAAAUCAAGGUUCUAACGAAGAAGAGUUGGAUAUGAAAGAGCAUGAAGUUCAAACUGGUAUUAGUAUUCCUGGUUUGGACAUUGAUGAUCGAUCCUCUGAGCAGUCAGAGGCGGCUAAUACCAACCAAUCUCAAAAACGAAAGCAACCGUAUGUUAAACCCAUACCUAAAGACUUUCAGCGUUCUUGGAUGGAUAGUGGUCCUGUUAGGAAUCAAAUGGGCCCUCCUCCAUCUCAUAUGGAACCACCACCACCUUGGGCUAUAGAAAACGCUCCAUACGGUGGAAUGCCACCUCCAAAUAACUAUAAUGAUCACAUGGGGCCUAAGCCAGCACUUUUACCUAGACCAGAUAUGCACAGUGGCCCUGGAGAAUGGAUGGGUGACUGGAGAGACGGACCUCCUCCAGGACCGCCACAUCAAGGACCACCUCCAGGCCCUAACAUGAUGAUGGGAAAUUGGCCUAGAGAUGUCGACGAGGAGCGAAUGAUGAUGGAUGAGCGCAUGAGAGAUGAAAGGAUACAUCAGGAUGAUCGAAUGAGAAUGGACGAUAGAAUGCCAGACGAUCGAAUGAGAGACGAUAUGGAUAGAAGAGAUGGUAAAAAUUUUUCAAAUUAUCACGAUCAGUCAUUUCCAAUGGAUCAAAAUCCAAGAAGAAGGGGAGGUAGAGGAGGUUCACGAGGAAAUAGAAGACCACUCUCAAGAGGUAGAGGUAACUCAAAAAGAGGAAGAAACCGAUAGACUGUUAAGAAAGUGUAUUUUUGUUCAUAUAAUUUUAAAAUUUAUAUGUCAAACCAUGGAUUUAAGUUAAAGUUUUUAAAAUAAUUCUAAGAAAAAAAACCAAUAUAUUUUAAUUUUUUAUUUGAUUGUUAUUUUAAAAAAGAAAAGUUUAACGAAAAGCUCAAAAAUAUGCACUAACAAAUUAGCUAAUUUACUAACUAAUAUUUGUUUAUUUCAUCCUGAUCGAGUCAAAAACUGUGCAAAUAUAUAUUACAUAAUUAAAUCAAGAACUCUAGUCUGAUUGAAAGGAUUGCGAGAACAAUGUUAAAUUCUGACGUCACACUACACUCCAAGUACGUUAAUAAUAGAUACAGAAAUAGAUUCAAGUAGUCAUCUAACAUAUUGGAAGGGCU